ACAUCCUGCGAACACAUCUGAGGCUGGGAACUAAACUCCCCUCACUGCUAACAAAACGGCUCACAUCGCAGCUCGCGUGCCUCUGCCGGGAUGUCUCGCCUUUUAACACGAGGAAAAGUCCCUGUACUUUAACUAAACUCGCCCAGUUGUUGUGUAGUUCACUCUGCGGGUCGCUCCCCCCUUGUUGGACUUAUGUGUUCAUGUUUUGGACACGCGGCGGUGGGACAUCCGGAAUGGAGAAUCCGUAGGAGGAGACGCUGCGCGCUCGUGGGCUGCUGUUGGUAAAUAGAGGCGAGCGCAGCAACGCACGCGCGCUCGCUAGUUUACACGCACGAAAUGGACUUUAAAAAGACAAAAUUUGGAAGGUUCAUGAACUCGAGGGUUCCAGCCAGUAAGAGAUACCAGCCGACUGAGUAUGAACAUGCUGCCAACUGUGCCACACAUGGGUUGUGGAUUCUCCCCAGUCUGGUUGGUGGAUCUGUGCUCUACUUCCUGUCCGUGGACCAAUGGCAUCGUGUGGCUGCCUGGCUCUACGGGAGCGGUCUCACCGGCCUGUUUGUCACUUCAACUCUCUUCCACACCGCUGCCUGGAAAAUCAGCCAUCUCCGGACAGUGGAGCAGCGUUUCCACAUGUGCGACAGAAUGGCCAUCUACUUCUUCAUAGCUGCCUCCUACUCUCCCUGGUUAAUGCUGAGGGAGCUGGGGCCCUGGGCGUGCCACAUGCGCUGGCUGAUAUGGGUCAUGGCCUGUGUGGGAUCUAUGUAUGUCUUCUUUUUCCAUGAGAGGUACAAGCUGGUGGAGCUGUUGGGAUAUGUAGCCAUGGGGGCUGUUCCUGCUUUGGUCAUCCUGUCUAUGGUGGAGCGAGCAGGUGUAUGUGAACUCGCAGUGGGAGGAGUCUUCUAUGUAGUGGGCGUGGUCUUCUUUAAGAGCGACGGCCUUGUCCCUUUCGCGCACGCUAUCUGGCAUCUUUUCGUGGCAGCAGGAGCGUGUGUUCAUUAUUACGCUAUCUGGAGGUACCUAUACUUACCUGGGCCACUGCUGCAGACGUCAAGGUGACGAGCAGCCUUUACCAGAGACGACAACGUUUCUUACCGUGUCACUGACUGAGAAAUAUAGAUUUUGAAUAAGGGGACCACUGUGUCUUGGCUACAACUAAUUGAAUCACGAGGCUACACCUCGAGAGAUGCUGCUAAGAUGAUCCGACUGUCGGCGAUGAUUGCUGAAGGUCAGAUUAAUUCUCUUCAGGUGGGACCAAACACUCGUAGACAUUCACUCAAAAAUCAUUUAGGUUCAAAGUCAAAUAAGAGACCAAUCUGGAUCCAGAUCCAGAUUUUAACAUGUUGUUAUCACCACACAGGUGGGAUGUUUGCAAAUAGGGCAGCACAACAUUUGCCAGUACCAUGGAGUUCAGUUGAGCCAUAUUUGAUUAAGAUUUUGGAAAAUUAACUUUCUUGCCAAGAGCUUCAUUGAAAACAUUUAAAUCCCAGUCUCUCUUUCCCCAUAUUUCCUGUCUUUCUUCCAGUAAUGUUGGAAUCAUAAGCAAGGUUUGUAAAUUAGUGCAACAAUCAUAAUUUGAUGUUAAUGUAAACUGCAUCUAUUUACAAAAAUGCAUCAGGAGCUUGAAGGGUUGUCCAAUUUUUGUCAGGAAGAUUUCACUUCUAUGCUUUAGCACUUGAAAAUGAGGGGUAUAAAAGUCAGAAAUGAAACUCAGCCUGGAUAUUCAUACUUCUAUGCUAAGCUAGGCAAAACUAACCUUGCAAAGCAGAUGGAUUUGCCAGACUCCAUCUCGGUCAUCAGGCAAAUCCACCUCAAAAAGCUCCAAUCCACAACGUUUGUGCAAACGAGGCAGUACCUUCUGGUGGGGUUUAGUUGUACUCAAAGCCGUUAGCAAUGGCUGCCUCCAGUACGUUGAUUAGCUUGGAUAUAGCUCUAGUAUAGCCCCAGUUUUAUCAGAACUUGACCAUGCUUCUGCAUGAAGUACAGAAUAAAAACAACACUAAAAGCAUUUCACGAUGGGAAAAAUGUUUUUGCUCUUCUGCCGACCUGCUUCGACAUGAGUUUGUGAUAGUUACAGGGGGAAAGGGCCAGUUGUUGUGUGAGUGGUUGUAUACAAUAGCUGCUAGUGGAGUAAUCAACUGCUGCUGUGGGUGUAGCCACAUAACUGGACAAAAAUUCUUUAUUAAAGCAAAGGCAGAGAGCAACACUGAAAAGAUGUUUUUGCUCUUCUCCCGGCCUGUUUUGGCAUGGGUUUGCGAUCGUUACGGGUGACGUUUGCCUUUGUAUCCACUGGCUGCUGCUAUAGCUAUUAGCUCAGAUGUAGCUGUAGGAAAGCAGCAGUCUUAAUGAACUGAACCACAUUUCUUUUUAAAACAAGAGCAUAGAGCCACACCGAAAACUCAUCUUGGUAGAGAAGACAUCUUUGCAGCCGUGGCAUCAGUUUUAUUCACGAAAAUCCAUGAACAAUCUACAGCAGUGGAAACACAUCAGCUCAAGAGAAGCGCACCCGUAUGUCAUUUUGUCAUGAGACUCUGAUUGGCCUGUCAUGAUUGUGACAGACAGAGUGUUCCUCCAAUCAUCUUCUGUGAAUUUUUGGAAAAGUCCUGCCCUUCCUAAACACUUUCUGUGGGAGUUUUCCCAGAAGAAUGUGAAAAACAUCCAUGCAAUAAAUACACUGCCUGGCCAAAAAAAAGAGUCACCACCAAAAAAAAGGUCAAACACUCUAAUAUUUCGUUGGACCGCCUUUAGCUUUGAUUACAGCAUGCAUUCGCUGUGG
Messenger RNA from Cheilinus undulatus (humphead wrasse), 2773 nucleotides. RefSeq names its product monocyte to macrophage differentiation-associated 2a (gene mmd2a). Gene Ontology annotation, molecular function: pore-forming activity. The transcript is spliced from 7 exons. Bases 337 to 1056 code for a protein of 239 amino acids. Gene Ontology annotation, cellular component: membrane. Lineage: Eukaryota; Metazoa; Chordata; Actinopteri; Labriformes; Labridae. The record is from RefSeq and is a predicted model, not a curated record.